Oryza brachyantha (malo sina) is the source of this 2788-nucleotide messenger RNA. Its product is annotated as heat shock 70 kDa protein 16. Gene Ontology annotation, cellular component: nucleus; cytosol. Gene Ontology annotation, biological process: protein folding. Lineage: Eukaryota; Viridiplantae; Streptophyta; Magnoliopsida; Poales; Poaceae. The record is from RefSeq and is a predicted model, not a curated record. Gene Ontology annotation, molecular function: ATP binding; ATP-dependent protein folding chaperone. Bases 57 to 2312 code for a protein of 751 amino acids. The transcript has 9 exons.
CCAUUCCCGAUCGAAUCCCGGAUCGCAGUUCCGGCCGCGGAGGCGGAGGGGACGCGAUGAGCGUGGUGGGGUUCGACGUCGGCAACGACACCCUGGUGGCCGCGGCGGCGCGGCAGCGCGGCAUCGACGUGCUCCUCAACGCGGAGUCCAAGCGGGAGUCCCCCGCCGCGGUCGCCUUCUCGCACAACGCGCGCCUGCUGGGGCCCCACGCCGCCGGGGCCCCGUCCUCGUCCCACGCCCCCUUCUCCAGCGUCAAGCGCCUCCUCCUCCUCCACGCCGGCCGCCCCGCGCCGCUCCUCCGCUGCGACCUCGCGCGCCUCCCCUUCCCCAUCGAGGUCCCCUCCGCCGAUGGCGGAGGGGGCGCGCUCGUCCACGUCGACCACAUCGGCCGCCGCAUCGCGCUCUCCCCGACCCAGCUCCUCGCCAUGCUGCUCGGAUACCUCAGGCAGCUCGCGGAGGCCGACCUCGAGGCGCCCGUCGCCGAGUGCGUGAUCUCCGUCCCCUGCUACUUCACGCAGGCGCAGCGCCAGGCCUACCUCGACGCCGCCGCCGUCGCGGGGCUCCGCCCUCUCAGGCUCAUGCACGACCUCGCGGCCACCGCCCUCGGGUAUGGCCUCUACCGCUCCGACCUUGGCGGCCCCGGGGGUCCCACCUACGUCGCGUUUGUCGACGUCGGUCACAGCGACACACAGGUGGCGGUCGUCGCAUUCGACGUGCCGGGGAUGAAGGUGCUGUCGCACGGAUUCGAUGCGGACCUAGGAGGAAGGGACUUCGAUGAGGUGCUAUUUGAGCAUUUCGCAGAUGAAUUUAAGGACAAGUAUAAGAUUGAUGUCACUGGGAAUGUGAAGGCAAGCAUGAGAUUGAGGGCAGCAUGCGAGAAGGCGAAGAAAGUGCUUAGUGCGAAUGCAGAAGCAGUGGUCAACAUUGAGUGCCUGAUGGAGGAGAAGGAUGUGAGGGGGAUGAUCCGGAGGGAGGAGUUUGAGAAACUGUGUGCUGGGCUGCUGGAGAGGGUUGUCGAGCCAUGCAAGAAGGCUAUGGUGGAUUCAAGGAUUGAAUUUGACAGGCUGCAUUCUGUGGAGCUCGUUGGGUCAGGGUCACGUGUACCGGCUAUUGCUAGAGUUCUUGCGGGGUUCUUCAGAAGGGAGCCUAGUCGCACACUCAAUGCCAGUGAAUGUGUGGCUCGGGGGUGUGCACUGCAGUGUGCAAUGCUUAGUCCCACAUUCCGUGUUCGAGAAUAUGAGGUCCAAGAUGCAAAUCCUGCUUCCAUAGGAUUUUGCACUAUUGAAGGCCCAAUUUCUACAUUAUCAAGUAAACCACUGUUCCAGAGAGGUCACCCCCUUCCUAGUGUGAAGGUCGCUACGCUGCAUAAGAACAGCACAUUUAAACUGGACGCAUUUUACGUGGAUGAGAAUGAAUUGCCUCCUGGUACCUCAACAGAAGUUGGUAGUUUCCAGAUUGGUCCUUUCCAAGCACAUACUGAAAAGUCUAAAGUCAAAUUAAGAAUUCGGUUAAAUCUCCAUGGACUCAUUUCAGUGGAAUCAGCUGCUUUGGUUGAUGAUGAUCAAAGCAAUGCAAACUCUGCUGACUCUAUGGAGGUUGAUUCCAAUGGUGAAAUGGGGCAACAGGGUGAUACAUCAAGAAGCGGAAAGUUAAUCCAACGACAGGAUCUGCCAAUUAUUGAAUCCAUUUAUGGUGCAAUGAGUAAGCAGGAAUUGCUGGAAGCUCAAGAGCAAGAAACACAAUUAGCUUAUCAAGAUAAACUCAUGGAGCGGACAAAAGAUAGGAAGAACGCAUUGGAAUCUUAUGUGUAUGACACUCGCAAUAAGCUUUCUGAGAGGUACCGGAGCUUUGCAACUGAUUCCGAAAGAGAAGAAAUCUCAUUCAAUCUACAACAAACUGAAGAUUGGCUUUAUGAAGAAGGUGAUGAUGAGACUGAAGCAGUUUACACUAGUAAACUGGAGGAGCUGAAAAGGCUUGUAGAUCCAAUCGAAAAUCGUUGUAGAGAUGAGGAGGUCAGAGCUCAAGCCAUGAGGGAGCUUAUGAAGUGCAUUGCUGACCACAGGAUGGCUGCCAAAUCAUUAUCCAAUCCUGAGCAAGAUGCUGUUGAAAGUGAAUGCACUAAAGCUGAACAAUGGUUAAGGGAGAUGUCACAACUCCAGGAGACCCUGCCCAAGAAUGUCGAUCCUGUCAUUUGUUCCCAUGAAAUCAAGAAAAAGGAACAAGAGUUGAAUAUGUUAUGUAGAAACAUAGUAAGGCACAGGGGUUCUCCAGCUAGAGGAGAAGAUCACAUGCAUACGGCAGAUAGAGACUAGGCAUUCCUCAGAUUUCUUAACUGAACAGCGUUGUCAAGCCUGACAUUUUGUAGCCAGAUAAACCAGUUUCUGCUAACAGUCUUAUACGAUCGACGUUGUACCACACUCAGCCCGCCAUUGGGUGCCUGCAUCUCUAUAGCCAGAGCUCGAGGUGCGGUUUUCACUUGAAAUCCUACUAAUCAUGAUUGUUGAUCCUUGUGUAUUCUUUUCCUGUGAUCGACUGAAGGGUUCAGGGCUGUUGCCUGCCUUCUUCCUCUUGAACAAGGAAAUGGAGUUCAGGGCUGUUGCCUGCUUUCUUCCUCUUGAACAAGGAAAUGGAAGAUAGGUUUUAUGCCAUCGAUUGCUUACUUCCAAUGACUAAGAGUUUUAUCUUUUGGUUUCAUUUUGUGCUGAUCCCAGAAAGCUGUCCUGGAUUGUCUAUAUGAUGACUUUGUACUAUGUACAUUAAUUGAUCAAAGAUGAGGUUUUCCUUUCCC